ACCCUACAAAAACCCAUUAAAGAAAAAAAAAACCUGCAAAAUUUCCAACUUUUCCAAUCUGGGCUCUGCUGAAAAAACUGCAAAGAUCCAAUUUUGGCCACCUUCUCCUUAAAAACUCCAUCUGGGUAUUUUCCCCUAAGCUCCAAGAUCUCAUCAUUAUGGCGACUGUACAAGGCAAGCUCUCCUCCUUCUUCAACAACAGAUGGCUUGUUUUUGUGGGAGCAAUGUGGAUCCAAUCUUGUGCAGGGAUUGGCUAUCUCUUUGGGAGCAUCUCCCCUGUGAUUAAGAGUUCUUUGGGCUAUAACCAGCGUCAGAUUGCGACGCUGGGGGUUGCCAAGGAUCUUGGUGACAGUAUUGGGUUCUUAGCUGGGACUUUGAGUGAGAUCCUCCCUCUUUGGGCUGCUCUCCUUGUUGGUUCUCUUCAGAAUUUUAUUGGGUAUGGAUGGGUUUGGCUUAUUAUCACUGGCCGAGCUCCCCCUUUGCCUCUUUGGAUGAUGUGCAUCCUCAUCUUCAUUGGGAACAAUGGAGAAACUUAUUUCAACACAGCCGCACUUGUUUCAUGUGUACAGAAUUUCCCCAAGAGCAGAGGGCCCAUAGUAGGAAUCUUGAAGGGCUUUGCGGGUCUGAGUGGUGCAAUCUUGACUCAGGUAUACACAAUGAUUCACACACCCGAUCAUGCCACUUUAAUCUUUAUGGUUGCUGUCGGGCCCACGAUUAUAGUUAUAAUGUUAAUGUUCAUCGUCAGACCGGUUGGAGGGCACAAACAAGUACGAUCAUCUGAUAGCUCGAGCUUUGUAUUUGUUUAUACUGUGUGUCUCCUUCUCGCAGCAUAUUUGAUGGUUGUCAUGCUUCUUGAGGAUCUAGUAGACUUGAGCCAUGCCGUGACUAUCUUGUUCACAGCUGUCCUUCUUUUUCUACUAGUAGUUCCUAUUGUAAUUCCUUUGCUUCUCACCUUUUGUACUAAUGGUACCUCCCCAGACCAAGAGUCUCUCUUGGCUGCACCUCAAAAGGGGGAGGCUGGCAAAUCUGAACAAUCCAGUGAGCAGCAGGAGGUUAUUCUCAGUGAAGUAGAAGAUGAAAAACCCAGGGAAAUGGAUUUACUUCCGGCUUCGGAGAGGCAGAAAAGAAUUGCUCAACUGCAAACGAAGUUGUUUCAAGCUGCUGCUGUUGGAGCAGUGAGAGUGAAGAGGAGAAAAGGACCUCGCAGAGGAGAAGACUUUACCUUGAUGCAGGCUCUGAUAAAGGCAGAUUUUUGGCUUCUUUUUAUUUCUCUUAUGUUGGGGUCAGGUUCAGGUUUAACGGUCAUUGAUAACUUGGGUCAGAUGAGCCAAUCUUUGGGUUAUGAAGAAACUCAUGUUUACGUGUCUAUGAUCAGCAUAUGGAAUUUUCUGGGGCGAAUCGGUGGAGGUUACAUUUCUGAGGUUGUCGUAAGGGAACAUGCAUAUCCAAGGCCAAUAGCUUUGGCUGCUGCACAGAUUCUAAUGGCAAUCGGCCACUUCUUCUUUGCUAUGGCUUGGCCGGGAACAAUGUAUAUUGGAACGCUGCUGAUCGGGCUUGGAUAUGGAGCUCACUGGUCAAUUGUACCUGCUGCUGCCUCUGAACUCUUUGGCCUAAAAAACUUUGGGGCAUUGUAUAACUUUCUCACUGCUGCAAAUCCAGCUGGCUCACUAAUUUUCUCAGGUGUUAUCGCCAGUGGUAUUUACGACUAUGAAGCAGAGCAACAGCACAAGAACCAUAACCAACAAUCUCUUCUUGGUAGAUUACUCUAUGGAACAAGUCUUGGGAUUGAUGAGGCAUUGAAGUGUGAGGGUGCAGUGUGCUUCUUCCUUUCAUCAUUGAUUAUGUGUGCAUUUUGCAUCGUUGCGAUGAUCUUGAGCUUGAUUCUUGUUCGUAGAACCAAGAUCGUCUAUGCUAAUCUUUACGGGAAAAACACACAGGUGGUUCGUGCUCUAGUGAGCUGAAACGAAAUUUGGUUCUGUGACAUAUAUUUCUAGGAUUUCAUUGCCCAUGCUUUCUUAAUGUGCAAUCAUGGAGGGGAAAUGAGAAACCAGCAGAUGAAUGAAUAGCUGCUAAGGGAGCAGGCGCCAUUUUAUUUCUCUCAUCAUUUGUUCUUCGAAAGUGGUGAAAUUCUUUAAUCCUAUGUAUGUAUAAUGUCAUGCUACUAUCGGCUCCUGUUUUCAAAUGUAUUCUUUUGGGGAUAUUCGGGUAUUUUUGGUGCUUCUUCAUGUGGGUUUUCUCCACUGUCUAUAAACAUCAAUGUAUAUUUGUCGAAUGAAUGAAUGAGCUUUGAAAUUUGAGUGUAUCAA
Asparagus officinalis (garden asparagus) is the source of this 2306-nucleotide messenger RNA. RefSeq names its product protein NUCLEAR FUSION DEFECTIVE 4-like. The record is from RefSeq and is a predicted model, not a curated record. Gene Ontology annotation, cellular component: membrane. The transcript has 3 exons. Bases 159 to 1961 code for a protein of 600 amino acids. Lineage: Eukaryota; Viridiplantae; Streptophyta; Magnoliopsida; Asparagales; Asparagaceae.